CCUGUUGUUGCUCUCAGAGACGCCAGGGGGCAUCGCUUUGUCUUGUGCCUGAGACCGACUGUCCAUAAAGUACGAGAAUAUUUGAUGCAGUGCUGCAGUGACGAGGCUUUGCACAUCGUGUGCAUUAACCAUCGCCGGGCGGGCAGGCAGGCAGGCAGACAGAGAGGGAGACAGGCAGACAGACAGCUUUCCUGCAGGGAAGGAAGGAAGGCAGUCAGUGGGACGGAGAACCAGCCUUCGAGACAGUGGCGAGCCAGCGUUCUGUAAUCCAGAGUCGGGAGUCAGUGCAGAAACACCUUCUGGAUAGAAAAAAAGACGUCAUUGGUUUUUGUAGCGCUGAAUUUAAACCUUGGCACAAGUGAUGAGAGGAGUUGCCGGGUGACGAGGGAUUUAAGGACAAGAGUGAACGAUGGCUCCGUUUCUUCGGAUUUCGUUCAACUCGUUCGAAGUUGGAGCCGUGCAGAAUUCGCCAGACCCCUUCCUCGCGGUCAAGAUGAAGGAAGCCAUGACGACAGAGCGGGGCAAAACACUCUUCCAGAAGAAGCCCACCAUGUACCCCGGCUGGAAAUCCUCCUUCGAUGCUCACAUCUAUGAAGGCCGUGUGAUCCAGAUCGUUCUGAUGAAGACAGCAGAGGAGUCUUUAUCCGAAGUGACUGUUGGGGUCUCGGUGCUCGCUGAGCGGUGCAAGAAAGGCAACGGCAAAGCCGAAUUUUGGCUGGACUUGCAGCCUCAGGGGAAGGUGCUCAUGUCGGUUCAGCUGUUCCUGGAGGACAAUGAUUGUCAUCAGGCUGUUAAGGAGGAAGACGGGGCAGUGACCCUGACCCGCAGGAGGGGGGCCAUCAAACAGGCCAAGAUCCACUACAUCAAGAAUCAUGAGUUCACGGCCACGUUCUUCAGGCAGCCGACCUUCUGCUCCGUCUGCAGGGACUUCGUUUGGGGGCUGAACAAGCAGGGCUAUCAGUGCAGGCAAUGCAACGCUGCUAUUCACAAGAAGUGUAUCGACAAAAUCAUCGGGAGAUGUACCGGCACAGCUACCAACAGCAGAGACACCGUGUUUCAGAAGGAGCGCUUUAACAUCGACGUACCUCAUAGGUUCAAGUCUAAUAACUACAUGAGCCCAACCUUCUGCGAUCACUGCGGCAGCCUGUUGUGGGGUCUGGUGAAGCAAGGGUUAAAGUGCGAAGAAUGUGCAAUGAAUGUGCAUCACAAGUGCCAGACCAAGGUGGCAAAUAUGUGCGGCAUCAACCAGAAGCUGAUGGCAGAGGCCCUGAACCAGAUCAGUAUGAAAUCGUCCACAAGGAAGUCCGAUGGGAGUACGGGCGACAACUCCAGCGUGGGCAUUUACCAACAAUUCGGGACUCCAGGUGCCGCAAACCUGGACAAUAUAGAUUCUGGCCAAUACGGACGAUUGUGGGAGGGCGUCUCCCCGAAGCCUCCCGCCAGGGGUCCCAGCCUCCGCCACGAAACCCUGAAGAAAAUGACCCUGGAGAACUUUACCUUCCACAAGGUGCUGGGGAAAGGCAGCUUCGGGAAGGUGCUGCUGGCGGAGCUGAAAGGGAAGAACAAAUUCUUUGCCAUCAAAGCCCUGAAGAAGGACGUGGUGCUAAUGGACGACGAUGUGGAGUGCACCAUGGUGGAGAAGCGGGUGCUGGCGCUGGCCUGGGACAACCCCUUCCUCACCCACCUCUACUGCACUUUCCAAACCAAGGAGCAUCUCUUCUUUGUGAUGGAGUAUUUGAAUGGUGGUGACCUCAUGUUCCACAUACAGGACAAAGGUCGCUUCGAUCUUUACAGAGCAAUGUUUUACGGAGCUGAAAUAAUCUGCGGUUUACAGUUCCUGCACUCGAAGGGGAUCAUUUACCGUGACCUCAAGCUGGACAACGUGAUGCUGGACAUGGACGGACACAUUAAAAUCGCCGACUUCGGCAUGUGCAAAGAGAACGUUUUCGGGGAGAACAGAGCAACGACAUUCUGCGGCACACCCGACUACAUCGCCCCCGAGAUUCUGCUGGGACAGAAGUACACCUUCUCCGUGGACUGGUGGUCGUUCGGGGUGCUGCUGUACGAGAUGCUGAUCGGACAAUCCCCUUUCCACGGCGACGAUGAGGAUGAGCUGUUCGAGUCGAUCCGAGUGGAUGUCCCACAUUACCCUCGCUGGAUAACCAAGGAAUCCAAAGACCUUCUCGAGCAGCUGUUUGAACGAGAUCCGUUGAAGAGACUCGGCAUUACAGGGAACAUCAAACUCCAUUCCUUCUUCAAAACAAUCAACUGGUCCGAGCUCGAGAAUAGGGAGAUAGACCCGCCCUUCAAACCCAAAGUGAAAUCCGCAGGUGACUUCAGCAACUUCGACCGGGAAUUCUUGAGCGAGAAGCCUCGCCUGUCUCAGGGGGAGAAGAAUCUGAUCGACUCCAUGGAUCAGACGGCCUUCGCUGGAUUCUCCUUCACCAAUCCCAACAUGGAGAGACUGGUCGCGAAUUAAUAGCGUCUGCCCGAGCCGUGCAUGGGGCAUUCAUAGCAAUGCAUCAGUUUCCCCCCCCCCCCCGCCUCCAAAAAAAAAAAAACCCUCGUCUUGAUCCAUACUCCAGGUCGGUCGGUGUCGGGGGCAAAACCCGAAUUGGGGGGAUGGUCGUGUGAGGGUUGGGGGGGGGGGGGGUGGGGGAGAGAGAGAGAGAGGAAAGUAUUGGAUCAUCAGCUAAUCAGUAUCUGUUAACCCAAUGGAAUCCUCAGUAAAUUGUCAUUUUCUUUUCCUGUCCACAUCAUGUCUCCUCUUUCGCCCCCUCCUCCCCCACCACCAC
Molecule: messenger RNA, 2795 nt
Organism: Callorhinchus milii (elephant shark)
Lineage: Eukaryota; Metazoa; Chordata; Chondrichthyes; Chimaeriformes; Callorhinchidae
Product: protein kinase C delta type
Exons: 19
Coding region: 410-2479 (689 amino acids)
Biological process (GO): protein phosphorylation
Molecular function (GO): diacylglycerol-dependent serine/threonine kinase activity; ATP binding
Source: RefSeq, a predicted model, not a curated record